GACGUCACGCAGGACGCCACUGCCCUGUCGCCCGGCCUUUGCAGCCCAGGAAGUAGGCGCGGUAGCUGGAGCUGGAUUCUGAGGGGGCGCGGGCGGCUUUCAGACUGGGUCGGAAGCCUGCGGGCCGGCAGUCUCUGUCCCUCCUGUUCUUGUCCGGCGCUGCUUAGCCCCUCAGCUUUGUCAUCAUGGAUCCGAUUUUAAACCGAAUGGAUUAUCUACAGGUGGGAGUAACAUCUCAGAAGACUAUGAAGCUACUUCCUGCCUCAAGACACAGAGCUACACAAAAGGUGGUUAUUGGGGAUCAUGAUGGGGUAGUUAUGUGCUUUGGCAUGAAGAAAGGAGAAGCAGGAGCAGUGUUCAAGACUUUACCGGGGCCGAAGAUUGCAAGACUGGAACUAGGAGGGGUUCUUAACACACCUCAGGAGAAAAUUUUUAUUGCUGCAGCAUCUGAGAUUAGAGCCUUCACAAAAAGAGGAAAACAGUUCCUCUCUUUUGAAACAAACCUCACUGAAAGCAUUAAAGCUAUGCACAUAUCUGGCUCAGACCUCUUUCUCAGUGCAAGUUACAUCUAUAACCAUUAUUGUGACUGCAAAGACCAACAUUAUUACCUUUCUGGGGAUAAAAUCAAUGAUGUUAUCUGCCUUCCAGUGGAAAGAUUAUCUCGUAUCACACCUGUAUUGGCCUGCCAGGACAGAGUGCUCAGAGUUUUACAGGGAUCUGAUGUGAUGUAUGAAAUUGAAGUUCCUGGCCCCCCUACUGUCUUAGCACUACACAAUGGAAAUGGCGGUGACUCUGGAGAAGACCUUUUGUUUGGGACAUCAGAUGGAAAACUUGGGCUUAUUCAGAUUACUACAUCCAAACCAAUACACAAGUGGGAAAUUCGAAAUGAGAAAAAGAGGGGAGGUAUUUUGUGUAUUGACAGCUUUGACAUUGUGGGUGAUGGGGUUAAAGAUUUACUUGUUGGGAGAGAUGACGGAAUGGUGGAAGUGUAUAGUUUUGAUAAUGCAAAUGAACCUGUUCUACGAUUUGAUCAGAUGAUGUCUGAAAGUGUCACAUCUAUCCAGGGUGGUUGUGUAGGAAAAGACAGCUAUGAUGAAAUCGUGGUGUCCACAUAUUCAGGCUGGGUUACAGGUCUGACAACAGAGCCCAUUCAUAAGGAAAGUGGACCAGGAGAAGAACUAAAAUUUAAUCAGGAGAUGCAGAAUAAAAUUUCUUCCUUACGGAAUGAGUUGGAACAUCUGCAGUAUAAGGUAUUGCAGGAAAGAGAGAAUUAUCAGCAGUCUUCUCAAUCAAGCAAAGCAAAAUCAGCAGUACCUUCCUUUGGUAUAAAUGAUAAAUUUACACUAAAUAAAGAUGAUGCCAGUUACAGCCUUAUCUUAGAGGUACAGACUGCAAUAGAUAAUGUCUUAAUACAGAGUGAUGUUCCAAUAGAUUUACUUGAUGUGGAUAAAAAUUCUGCUGUUGUUAGCUUUAGCAGCUGUGAUUCUGAGUCAAAUGACAACUUCCUUCUCGCCACUUAUCGGUGCCAGGCAAAUACUACAAGGCUGGAACUCAAGAUUCGCUCAAUUGAAGGCCAGUAUGGCACACUACAAGCAUAUGUGACUCCAAGAAUUCAACCCAAAACCUGUCAGGUCCGCCAAUACCACAUCAAACCUCUUUCACUCCAUCAAAGAACUCACUUUAUUGAUCAUGACAG
Mandrillus leucophaeus (drill) is the source of this 1696-nucleotide messenger RNA. RefSeq names its product Bardet-Biedl syndrome 7 (gene BBS7). The annotation marks the transcript as partial. Gene Ontology annotation, cellular component: membrane; neuron projection; ciliary basal body. The record is from RefSeq and is a predicted model, not a curated record. The transcript is spliced from 14 exons. Gene Ontology annotation, biological process: intracellular protein localization; cilium assembly; intracellular transport. Gene Ontology annotation, molecular function: protein binding. Lineage: Eukaryota; Metazoa; Chordata; Mammalia; Primates; Cercopithecidae.